Messenger RNA from Sceloporus undulatus (fence lizard), 1459 nucleotides. It is a transcript of the gene NPBWR1, whose product is annotated as neuropeptides B and W receptor 1. The transcript has a single exon. Bases 1 to 996 code for a protein of 331 amino acids. Lineage: Eukaryota; Metazoa; Chordata; Lepidosauria; Squamata; Phrynosomatidae. Gene Ontology annotation, biological process: neuropeptide signaling pathway. The record is from RefSeq and is a predicted model, not a curated record. Gene Ontology annotation, molecular function: neuropeptide binding; neuropeptide receptor activity. Gene Ontology annotation, cellular component: neuron projection; membrane.
AUGGAUAAUUUUUCAUCUCAACCUGAAUUGAAUGUUUCCUGUACUGAUGUGGAUAUUGGUUGCUACAGGAGGGGACACUCUUGGUAUAAUGUGUCAGACCCACAACUGAUUCCCAAGUACUAUAUUGCUAUGCCCAUCAUCUACUCUGUGAUCUGUGCUGUGGGACUCACAGGAAAUUCUGCUGUCAUUUAUGUUAUCUUAAAGGCUCCCAAAAUGAAGACAGUCACCAACAUUUUCAUCCUAAAUCUGGCAAUUGCUGAUGAACUCUUCACUUUGGUGCUUCCUAUUAACAUUGCAGAUUAUCUGCUUCUUCAGUGGCCCUUUGGUGAAUUCAUGUGCAAACUGAUUAUCUCCAUUGACCAGUAUAACAUUUUUUCAAGCAUUUAUUUUCUAACCAUCAUGAGCAUUGAUCGAUACCUGGUAGUGGUGGCCACUGUCAAAUCAAAGAAAAUAUCCUAUCGCACCUACAGGGCUGCCAAGACAGUGAGUCUGUGCAUCUGGGUUUUGGUCACAAUCAUUAUCUUGCCAUUUAGCAUCUUUGCCCAGAUACAUACUGAAGAGGGGCGGUCCCAAUGUGUCUUUGUUUUUCCCAGUCCUGAGAGUUUCUGGUGGAAAGUGAGUCGCCUCUACACCCUGAUCUUGGGUUUUGCCAUCCCUGUAUCUACCAUUUGCAUCCUGUACAGCACCAUGCUCUACAAGUUAAGACAUAUGCGCCUCCACAGUAAUGCCAAAGCCUUGGACAAAGCAAAAAAGAAAGUGACAAUAAUGGUGCUGAUCAUUUUGGCAGUUUGUCUGUUCUGUUGGACCCCCUAUCACCUCAGCACUGUUGUAGCCCUGACUACAGAUAUUCCCCCAACCCCACUAAUUAUUGGAAUCUCCUAUUUUAUCACCACACUGAGUUAUGCUAACAGCUGUUUCAAUCCAUUCCUUUAUGCCUUUUUAGAUGAUACAUUCCGGAAGAGUUUUCGAAAGUUGGUUGAAUGUGGAACUUCCUAAUAAAAUCCCAGUCUAUUUGUAACACCUUUUCUGGUGAGGUAAUGAAUUUUGGAGAAAAAAUAUGAAACACAAUCAGAAGAGAGAAGCUCUGAUAAUGGACCAGGUCUCUGAUAAAUAAUCAGGAUCAGCUAGCCUACUUCAUCAUGAAAUGUUACUGAUUUGAUGAAGAAAUUUGCUGUGCCACCACUGUACUUUGUCUGUGGCAAUUCUUUCCUCCUCUUCUCAUUCUCUCCAUUCCCUUUUUUCUUCCUCCACUUUGUCUUGUACUUGUACUUCUGUUCAUUAUGGGUCAUCAUUUCUAAUAUGAUAUGCAAUAUAGGUUCCAGGAAUGUUUAAAAAAGAAAGAAGCAAACCAUAACAACCUAUAAAGAGGACACCAAUCAUUGAUGAAGAAAAUUAUUUGAUCUUGAAAGUUUUGGGGUUUUGUAAAGCCAAAUAAAGAUAUACAGAGUGUCUUUGCAUA